Lineus longissimus is the source of this 2739-nucleotide messenger RNA. Its product is annotated as pre-mRNA-splicing factor 38B-like. Bases 351 to 1184 code for a protein of 277 amino acids. NCBI's taxonomy places the organism in Eukaryota, Metazoa, Nemertea, Pilidiophora, Heteronemertea, Lineidae. The transcript has 3 exons. The record is from RefSeq and is a predicted model, not a curated record.
AAUCGUCUGCUGCCGCCGCGUCACUUCCCGCGCAAUGCAUGCCACUGGAUGAUGUGCCUCAGAAUGCAACCAGUGGCAAUCAGGCAUAUGCCACUGAAUAGCUUAAUGAAUAAACACGGUCUCGAGGGCGGAAGGGAUACAAUAAAGUAACAUCUAACCCAACCGUCCACCGACACAGCUUCUGGCGUCUAUUUAUCCAUCACCUGAACUACUGGAUGCUGCUUGUUUUGAGUGCCACCUUAUCCAUGUAGAACACGAGGCUGUCUGUAGCAAGAACAUUGCCUGGAAUUCUGUGCUUCUUUCUUAUCGUUUCUGACUGAUUUUCCCAGUUUUUGGGGAAGGACAAACCCAUGAUCAUGUGGACUCGUAUGUAUUCCAGGUCGAUGAUUUUCGGCAUGAAAAAAGCUCGGCCGCAGCGGCGCAAACGUGAGAAAGAACCUCACCACUUCCAUGGGAGCAAGUCAUUCAAUUUAUGGGCAAUGGUAAUAGGUAUCGGAACUCUGGCAUUGGCUUUUCUUAUUGGUGGGAUCGUACUGUGCGUAUUAGGCAGCAAAGAAGGGGGACACGGAUUUUUCUACGUGAUCGGGGGAAUAACACUGGUACUGUCCGUCAUAUUAGUUAUAGUCUUGGUGAUACGAUUUAGAUUAAUGAAAAGACGGAUCGGAAGGCGGAGACGGUUUAUUGCUCUGAAUGCGGCCGAAGAAGCAGCCCAAAAGGCAGCAGAGAACGAGGCGAAAGAACGCAAAGACGGGGACACCGACGAGGAAGCCAACCAACAUGAUCGUGAAGAAAAACACCAUAAAAAGCGCCAUAGAAAACGCCACGGUCAUGAACACGAUGAUGUUAAGCACAGAAAACACCAUGAUCACAUUGAGGAUCACCUAGAAGAACAGAGACACGAUUGGGAUGAGGUGGCGAAUGAAUGGGAAAAUGAGGAAAGCGAGGAAAAUGUCGGAAACCGAGAUGAUAUGACGAAAAAGGAAAAUGAAGGAAACGGAGCCGUUGUAACGAACGCGGAGAAUGUACAUGUUGUACACGUUGAAGAUAAUAAGGCGAUAACUCGUAAACAAAAAGAAAAGGAGGAGAGAAGGUUGUCCCAGACAGAUGUAGAACGAACCGAAGAAGCAACAGCGAACCGACCUGAGGAAAACAAAGAGGAUAGAACGAACCAGGGCUGUAGCUGAUGAGCUACUCGUCAAGUUGGUGCUUAGAUUAUCUUGCCAUGAAUUGGCUUUUGGCAGCCGUUGAUGCUGAGCAACCGUGGCCUGCUUUUGAGGUCAAAUCCGACGCUGAUGAUGAUGUGAUAUCAGGAAAAGUUGGCUGGUUGGUUUGAGGAGAUUCUGGUGAUUGAAAUAGAGUGGCAGCGUCUAUUGAUGAUACCUUCCCUUACGUUUUUCGAAAGUUGUUUCUUUAGGAAAACGGGAUACAUUUUGUCAUGCAAUAUGAGGCAAUUUGAAAUGGAAUUAACUUGAUCAUCAGGACUGUUUGGUAACUCGUUUGUUCUGAACUUUGGCAGUGCGGCAUUCUCCAAACGAGCUGAGGUACAGCGAGAAUAGACGAGGAAGAAUUAGUAGGAUGUUUUAGUCUUGGCAGGGUCAGAACCGUGUUCUGAGAAUAAUCUGUUCCGAUUAACUUGGAAGCUGAUUAUUGUACUGUAGGAAUGUGAUUUUAACCCUGAUGAAGUUAUCAUCGACAGGAUUUUAUCAUUCGUUCCCAUUUUCCAUGACUUUCAAAUGCAUUUUUUAAAACUUCUAAUUCCACUACCCGUUGGUCAACCAGAGAGGGAAGGUUGCAGGCCUAAUUAUAUCAAAUCUUUCUCUACCUCUCCUGUUCUUCUUCGAUGCCUGAUUCCACAAGUGCAGGGCGGCCUCAGGGGUAUAUGGUAUAGUUUCUGUUAAUCUAAAUAACCAGAGAGGCUGACCAUAGUUUCCACCGUGGCAGUUGCAGUGGGAAAGUACCCACGAGGAAUAAGGCCAUGAUAAUCUUUUUCGAGGUAAAUGCAGGUUUUAGAGUGCAUAUGUAUAUAUUAUCGCCAUGUUAUACGCACAAACUACGACAAAACAAAUGAUACAUUUGCUACAUUUGUUACAUUGCAGAUUUGGGGUUCUGGGGCACUUACCACUUUCGACGAGAAAAUAGAUGGCUUGCGAAUACGCAACGGACUGUAUGUUGAUACUACCCAAAUAUUUAUGACUCCCACCGGCAACUGGAGUUUACCAUGACAUAGACUCUAAAGCCGUUUUUUAAUCACACAAUUGAAAAAAAUCAAAAUAUCAUGGACAUUGUAAGACAACUUCAAGUAGAUUGCUUGAAUAAGUUUCUAUUUUGACUUUUAUUUCAUAGAAAACUCCAAUUGCCUUUGGAAAGGCUGAUAAAAUAGCCCGGCAAAGACUUUUAAAGCAAACCAUCUAUUGAAGACCGCACGCGGCUACGGUGAGAAGCAUGUAACGUUUUCCCCUUUGAAUGUUAUGACAUGUCAGGGCAUGUCCAAGAUUCCGAGCAGAUGGGAUCUGAAUGCAUAUAGAAGUUUAAAACCCCUCUGCGGGAGCGCGAGUUGUCGGUGAUGGUUGGCCGCUUUUAGCGUCGUCUGGCGAGGCAAUGGGAAGCUACAGAAACACCGUAAAUGGCAGCAACAACCAGAUGAGGGUUGUACAAAACUGACAUAAUGUUACCCUGGACCGCAUGUUUUUCAUCGUUUAAGUUCUUUUACAUGCCAAUUUCUUGAUCAAUAAAUUUUCU